AUGUCUGGCUUAUGGAGUUUCAGAGAUAAUACUCUUCCCUCACCAUCUCUGAACAAGGCUGUGAAAUCGUGUCUCCCUACAGCAGUUGAUGAUAGUAAUAAUGAUGAUGGAAAUAAUGGUGAUUGUUUUGUAGAGAACAUAAAUGUAGAACAUAGUUCUCUCCCAUUGGAAGAUGCUGUAAAAACUUUUGGUACAACGGUAGACGUUGAUGAAAUUGUUAAGGAAGUUCAAAACGAAUGGGUCGAGCGUACUUUGGGGCUUGCAAAGACAUCUUCUUACCACUUAUUAAGAAACCAACAGGAUACAUCAAAUAAUACAAAUCAACCAACGGGAGAAGUUAUGGUUCCUACACCUGUAUAUGAACCCUUGGACGAAGAAGAUAUGACCGUAUUAAGAAGUUUGCUUAAUUUGCAUACAAAUUCUGGCCAAAAGAAAAAGGCACAUACUCGUCCGCGGAAGAGCUGUCCUACCGUACCCAAAUCACCGAUUCUGCACACGGCGGAGUUGGCUUCUCGACGGGAAAAGCAACAGAAUUUCAGCAAUGGGAAUGAUACUGAGAACAGCAUAGUAACAGCAGAGUCAGAGCAAGACAUUUCAAACAAAACGCAUAUACCAAAGGGUGACGGCUCUUCAAAAAACGAUGGCACCAGUAAAUAUACAGAAAGUAAGACAAGAACUGUUCCCAAACCAAUAAUAUCAUGUACUUUUGUAGACCGUAUGGAGGAACGAGCAAAACAGCGCCGAGAAGCCCGGGCGGCGUUAGAGACGGCUCGGAGGCGUGAAGGUACAACUGAUCUCUUACCCAUCACUCAUUGUGUUGUGAGAAUGAGAGGUAAUGAGGGAGAAAAAAUGACCUCAUCGUUUAAAGAUUUACAACAACCAGAAACUUCUUUUCAUCACGUCUUUCCUGGGGCUUUAGUGUCCACUGAAAAGCCUCUGGAUUCCCAUAAUGAGAAGGAAGCUAUGUCACGUCAGUGGAAUAGCAUGCAACGAAAGAAAUUAGUUUGGAGACGUUGGUCUCAUGUUUAUGGGAAUCGAUCAGGGAUACGAAAAUCCGAGAAAAUACUCAUUCAAACGAAUAUCUCUGGUAGUUGUUCUUCCAUAUCAGAUACAGGGAAUUCUGUUUUUGGUUCUUUACAAUCUUUACCGUCAAGUUCUUUUAGUUUACAUGAGAUGCAACUACUUCGGUGGUACUUUGUGGUUUGGGCUUCAGUUUUGGAGAAUAUCUCAUCUUCAACCCGCACUUGUAACUGA
Messenger RNA from Trypanosoma theileri, 1254 nucleotides. RefSeq lists its product as uncharacterized. Bases 1 to 1254 code for a protein of 417 amino acids. The record is from RefSeq and is a predicted model, not a curated record. The transcript has a single exon. Lineage: Eukaryota; Euglenozoa; Kinetoplastea; Trypanosomatida; Trypanosomatidae.